Molecule: messenger RNA, 3880 nt
Organism: Cyprinodon variegatus (sheepshead minnow)
Lineage: Eukaryota; Metazoa; Chordata; Actinopteri; Cyprinodontiformes; Cyprinodontidae
Product: FERM, RhoGEF and pleckstrin domain-containing protein 1-like
Exons: 28
Coding region: 343-3432 (1029 amino acids)
Cellular component (GO): cytoskeleton
Molecular function (GO): cytoskeletal protein binding; guanyl-nucleotide exchange factor activity
Source: RefSeq, a predicted model, not a curated record
CCAGCUCCACCAGCGUCAGCAGCGCUGGAGGCGGUGUGCAGCUCUUCAUUGUUCUGCUAGAAAAGCCCGAUCCGCGGCCCGGACGCGUUUUGUUUCGAAUGGCCGCGGCUCCAAAUCCACGUCCCACCUGAAAGGGAGAGAUCCAUUUGUGCGGUGGAUCAGGAUUUCUGCGUGAUCCGUGGGAAGGAUAUAAAAGCCUUUUGGUGGGCAGGGACUGUGCGUGGAUCCAGGAGGAGGAAGACGGGAAGGCAUCCCGGAUCAUUGAGCUUCCCUGGUUUUCUUGCAGGGCGCGAUUUGAAGACGUGAGCAGAGGUUCCCGUUUCCCUUUGCAAGCUCGUUGCCAUGUCCGAACUAGCCGAGAGGCCCUCCACAGCCGGGCAGAGGCUAGGCGCACCGGAGAGCUUCGGGGUGUCCACCUUGGAGCCCGGCCUGCGUCCACCGGUCCAACCUCCAGGACGGCAGGUUUCUUUAAGGGUUCAGAUGCUUGAUGACACACAGGAAGUCUUCCAGAUAUCACAACGAGCACCUGGGAAAGUGCUUUUUGACCUGGUUUGUGUCCAUCUCAAUCUCACAGAAGGGGACUAUUUUGGGCUGGAGUACACGGACCACCGGAAAAUGACGGUAUGGCUGGAUCUCCUGAAGCCGGCACUGAAGCAGAUCCGACGACCUAAAAACACCAUCCUUCGCUUUGUGGUGAAGUUCUUCCCUCCUGACCACACGCAGCUCAUGGAGGAGCUGACUCGGUAUCUGUUUGCGCUGCAGAUUAAGCGAGACCUGGCCUGCGGUCAUCUUAUCUGCAACGACACCAGCUCAGCUCUCAUGGUUUCCCACAUCAUUCAGUCGGAGAUUGGGGACUUCGAUGAGAUGCAGAGCUGGCAGCACCUGCUGCACAACAAGUACCUCCCCGACCAGGACGCCAUCAGAGACAAGAUCAUCGACUGCCACCGGCAACACGUCGGACAGACUCCUGCGGAGUCAGACUACCAGCUGCUGGAGAUCGCUCGGCGGCUGGAGAUGUACGGAGUCCGUCUGUACCCUGCGAAGGACCGAGAGGGGACCAAGCUCAAUCUGACUGUGUCGCACACUGGGGUCCUGGUGUUUCAGGGUUACACAAAAAUUAACGCUUUCAACUGGUCUAAGAUCCGCAAGCUGAGCUUCAAACGUAAAAGGUUCCUCAUCAAGCUGAGAGCGGACCCAGCUCAGAACUCCCACCACGACACGCUGGAGUUCGCCAUGGCCAGCAGGGACUGCUGCAAGGUUUUCUGGAAGAUCUGCGUGGAAUACCACGCCUUCUUCCGACUCUUCGAGGAGCCUAAACCUAAACCCAAGCCCAUCCUCUUCACCAGGGGUUCCUCAUUCCGGUUCAGUGGAAGAACGCAGAAGCAGAUCAUCGACCACAUGAAGGAUUCAGAGCUGAAGAAAGUCCCCUUUGAGAGGAAGCACAGUAAGGUUCUGUCCAGCAGCAGCAUGUCCCCCCAGUCUUCUUCCUUCAGAUCCCAAGUGCCAAAAGAGAGUGCCACCUCUAUCCUGUUAGCAGACCAAACCGACUUGGCAAGACUUGAGGCUAAAAGUAACGGCACCGAGGGGCCAGCGACUGUCGCCCCUCCGACUAAUGGCUUCUCUGACUUGGAUCCAAGCCGACAGAACCACAAUGGAGUGAGCCAGCAUCUCCUCAACCCAGGUCCAACCAGCAGGGCAAACAAAGAAGACUCAGAUUGCAAGGAAUCACCUCAGGAAAGUCUGCCGGUGGUGGCGAACGGCAACGGCACAGAGGACGGGCAAGGGAAGGGCGUCCCCAGCACGGUGGAUGUGGGGCAGACUGCAGAGGGACAGCAACUUUCACCGCUUACCAGCCCUCUGCUCAUCGAGGCUGGAUACGUCCGCCAUGACGAUGAAGAGGAGGCGAGGAGGAAGAAGUUUCCCACAGACAAAGCUUACUUCAUCGCCAAAGAAUUGUUGACAACAGAGCGGACCUACCUCAAAGACCUUCAGGUUAUCACAGAGUUCUUCCAGAAAGCUGUGGGGAAAGAUGAAGCAUUUCCAGACUCUGUUAGGGAUCUGAUAUCCUCCCACUACGACCCAGUCUACAGGUUUCAUCAGGGAUUCCUCAAAGAGACGGAGCAGCGGCUGGCACAGUGGGAGGGUCGGUCCAACGCUCACAUCAGGGGAGAUUACCAGCGUAUUGGUGACGUUUUGCUGAAGAACAUUCAGGGUUUGAGGCAGUUGACGGUUCACCUCCAGAGGCAUUCGGAGUGCUUGGUCGAACUGGAGCGAGCUUGCAGGUCGAGUCGGAAGGUGGAAGCCCUCUGCAGGGACUUUGAGCAGCAGAGGGUUUGUUACCUGCCUCUGUACAUCUUCCUUCUGAGGCCUCUCCACCGUCUGCUGCACUACAAGCUGAUCCUGGAGAGGCUGUGCAAGCACUACCCGCCCACCCAUGAGGACUUCAGGGACAGCAGAGCUGCUCUGGCAGAGAUCUCCGAGAUGGCGCUCCAGCUUCAGGGCAUCAUGAUGAAGAUGGAAAACUUCCAGAAGAUCUUGGAGCUGAAAAAAGAUCUGACCGGCAUUGAAAACCUGGUGGCGCCUGGAAGGGAGUUUAUCAGGUUGGGUUGCCUCAGCAAACUGUCGGGGAAGGGCCUGCAGCAGCGGAUGUUCUUCCUGUUUAGCGAUUGUUUGAUGUACACCAGCCGAGGGGUGACUCCGUCUAACCAGUUUAAGGUCCAUGGGCAGCUGCCUUUGUAUGGCAUGACGAUUAGAGAAAGUGAGGAAGAGUGGGGAGUCCCUCAUUCGUUCACGCUGUUUGGUCAGCGGCAGUCUGUGGUGGUCGCUGCCAGCUGUGCUGCAGAGAUGGAGCGUUGGGUGGAGGACAUCAGGAUGGCCAUUGACCUGGCAGAACAGGGCACCACUCCGAACACCGACUUGCUCUCCACUGACAGCAAGCCUUUGGAGGAGGUUGGAUCCGAGCUGGAGUCUGAAGAGGAGCUAUGCGGCUCACGUUCAUCCCUGGAGCGUCAGAGCCACCGUGGCAACACCACCGUGCAUGUCUGCUGGCAUCGGAACACCAGCGUUUCCAUGGUGGACUUCAGCAUCGCUGUGGAGAACCAGCUCUCAGGUAACCUGCUGAGGAAGUUCAAGAACAGCAACGGCUGGCAGAAACUCUGGGUGGUCUUCACUAACUUCAGCCUCUUCUUCUACAAGUCCCACCAGGAUGAGUACCCGCUGGCCAGCCUCCCACUUCUGGGCUACUCCGUCACGGUCCCGGCCGAGUCAGAGAACAUCCACAAAGACUACGUCUUCAAGCUCCACUUUAAAUCCCACGUGUACUACUUCAGAUCGGAGAGCGAGUACACCUUUGAACGGUGGAUGGAGGUGAUUCGAAGUGCCACUUGUUCCGCCAGCCGUCCCCUACUGAGCUCCAGGAAAGAUCUUUACUGAUGAAUCAAGUGAAGCUAUUGACUUGUCUUGGAGCUUUUUACUCCCACUUUUUUACACACAAACACUCUUUGGUCCUUAAAGUUUCUGUCACACCAGUCUUCCUCCGAGUUCUUGAUUCUGUUUUUUCUGUGCCAAUCUGGAAGAUACUGGUGAUGUUUCUGACUAUAUUCCCACUAUUCAAUUCAACAUUUAGGACAGUUAGAAACCAUGUCCUUCUUUUUGCAAUGUGUGUUUUUGUACAGUAUUUUGAUAACACUGUGAAAAUGUUUCUUUUUUUUUUUUUGGUCCCCUUUUCAUUUGUCUUCACGGAGAAGAACCACUUUAAACCUGCAUCCAAAGCCAACAGAUAUUUCACGUCUUUUAUCGCCUUUUGUCUAGUAUUUUUCCAGCUUUCUGGAAUAAUUUUAAAAAGAUUGUGUUCAUAUGAAAAAUAAACAACGUCAAUCAC